This is a messenger RNA of Aphidius gifuensis, 1630 nucleotides long. It is a transcript of the gene Ak3, whose product is annotated as GTP:AMP phosphotransferase AK3, mitochondrial. Gene Ontology annotation, molecular function: ATP binding; AMP kinase activity. The transcript has 5 exons. Lineage: Eukaryota; Metazoa; Arthropoda; Insecta; Hymenoptera; Braconidae. Gene Ontology annotation, cellular component: cytoplasm; mitochondrion. The coding region runs from base 308 to 982 and encodes 224 amino acids. Gene Ontology annotation, biological process: nucleobase-containing compound metabolic process. The record is from RefSeq and is a predicted model, not a curated record.
UUUCGAUUACGAAACAUUCGACUCGAUUUACAUCAUAUGUGUCAAAUUCCAACUAAGUUAUUGGUGGUAUAAGCAUUGUGUAGUUGUUCAUUUAAGCUAUUAAUUUUCAGUCAACACAAUCAACAACAAUCAUCAGGUUCAAAGUACAAAAUUAGCAUUUUGCAAUACAAAUUUUUUUGAUUCAAACUGAUUGUUUAUCAACAAUUGAUUAAAAUAAUUUACAGGAAAUACUUGGAGCAACUUUAGUUACCUUGAAUACCAAUUCAAGUUAUAAAUUUAACAUUAAAAAUUUUAAUUGGUUGUCAAUAUGGUGAAGUUGUCAGCUUCAUUGUUAUCAAAGGCUAAUACAUUUAGAGCUGUGAUACUUGGUGCACCGGCAUCAGGAAAAGGAACUGUCUCUUCAAGAAUUGUCAAAACAUUUGGGGUUACUCAUGUAUCAAGUGGCGACAAAUUAAGAGAUCACGUGACUCGUUCCACUGAACUUGGAAAAGAAGUUAAAAAAUAUAUGGAUGAAGGAAGCUUUGUUCCUGAUGAAACAAUGAUAUCAUUGAUUGGUCAUGAAUUAAAACUAGCUGGUGAUAAAAAUAUACUGUUGGAUGGCUUUCCAAGAACAGUUGCACAAGCUGAUAAAUUACAACAACAAUUUAAAGUUAAUAUUGUGUUGAAUUUAAUAGUACCACAUUCAAUUAUUAUUGACAGAGUAAAAAAUAGAUGGGUUCAUUUAUCAAGUGGACGUGUUUAUAAUGUUGGAUUUAAUGAUCCAAAAAUAUCAGGUAAGGAUGAUGUUACUGGUGAACCAUUGAGUCAAAGAAUCGAUGAUAGACCAGAUGUUGUUGCUAAAAGACUUCAAGAUUAUGCAACUAAAACAGCACCAGUUAUUGAAUAUUAUAAAAAACUUGGAAUUCUCAUGGAUUUUCAUGGUAAUACCACUGAUGAAAUGUGGCCACAAAUUAAAUCACAUGUUGCUAAAUUUAUUGAAUGAAUAUUUUAGCAAUUAUCAACCCACCAAAUAUACAGCAAACAGACAAUAGAUAAUUUUACAUAAAUAUAUUCUUUUUUUUUAUUCGAACAAAAAUAUAUAUUUAAUUUAGAGAUAUGUAUUUUUUGAAAUUUUAUUAGAAACAAAAUAUUAAAGCUCAAAUAGACUAAUUGCACAAAACUUAAUUUUUUUUUUGAUAUAAAUAUAAACUGUUAAAUGCAAAAGAUAAAAUAUUAAUUACUUUGUAAAUAAAUAACAUUUAUAUAAAUAUAUAUAUUUUUUUUCUAUUUAUUUAUUUGUCAAAUCUAUAUUUUUUUUUUUUCUUUUUUCAUGAACGUAAAUAAUCAUGAAUUCUACAUAAUUAUUGAAAUAUUUAAUUGAAAUAAUAACCAAAUGAUAAAUAUAUAAUACAAUAAAUAAUUUAUAUUUAAAUUUUUACAAACAAACAAACAAAUAAAAUAAAUUUUGUCAAUUUUCCUAUAAAUAGAAAAAAAUAAAUUUAAGAUUUUUUUUUAAUUUUUGUAAAUUAAAACGUCGUUAAUCUACGUCAAGUCUUGUAUUUUAUAAGUUGUUAAAAAAAAAAAAAAAAGCUUAUAGCCUUUUUUUUUUAUUGAUAAAAUUUUCUUUUGAAUAAAUAAAAUAAAAAUAAAA